AGCGUGCGCGUGGUGUGUGUGUGUGCGAAACGGAGAGAGAGAGAGAGAGAGAGAGAGCAAGAUCGUGGUGUGUGUGUGUGCGUGUGUGUGUGUGGAAAAAGGAAGCGGAGCCUGUUAACGGCGAACUCGCUGGUUUCCUACCCCUCGAAACAAGCGCUAUGUUACUUUGCUUGUGGACACUGUCAUCGACAGCAACAACAACACGGCCAAAGGGAAUAGGAGCAGUUUCGAGGGGGGACUCGCUAGCGCUGUAGUGCCUUUGAUCGGGCUCAUUCCGGACGUGAGCAGCCUAUCAGUAAAGUGAAACCGUCUUUUGUUGAAGCAAGUGCUCGCCUGAGUCCCUCCGUGCGGGUGGCGUUUUCUUCUUUCAGUGGGGGGAUACAAAAAAAGAAGAAGAAAAAGUGUCCGUGUUCGCCUCGUUUUUGUCCCGGGUCUUGGAUUAAGUCCAGCUGGCUUGCCUUUUUAAGUUCGGUGGGUCAUCCUGGGCAAGGAUCGCGUUUUGAACUUGUUUGCAGCAGUCUGUGGGACUCCCAAAGAAUCAGCAGACUGGCGGCUUUUCUGAAACACUGGGGUUGUUGGAGUGGCCAAAUUUUCCCUGGAUUUGACUGGUAAAUUCAGAAGACUGAAGCCCAGGCUCACAGUCUACCUUUCACGGAGGCCCAGCCGUGAGAGGACUGAGGAAGGCACGUGGCGGAUCAUGACGGCCGAUAAAGAAAAGGAACGGGAGAAAGAGCGGGACAGGGACAGAGACAGGGACCGGGACAAAAGAGAGGCCGGCAAGUCCCGCCGGCAGGAUGGGGACCGGGGCGACCGUGAAAGCGAAAGCUCUCGGCCCCGGCGCAGCUGUACGCUGGAGGGCGGGGCCAAGAACUAUGCAGAGAGCGAGCACAGCGAUGACGAGGACAACGACAACGGCAGCACCGGCGGAGGCAGCGGCACGGCCGAGGAGGCUGGCAAGAAGGGCAAAAAGAAGAUGCCUAAGAAGAAAUCACGCUACGAGCGCACAGAGAACGGCGAAAUCACGUCCUUCAUUACAGAAGAUGAUGUUGUUUACAGACCCGGAGAUUGUGUGUACAUUGAGAGUCAGCGGCCCAACACUCCCUACUUCAUUUGUAGCAUUCAGGAUUUCAAGCUGAGUAAACGGGACCAUCUGCUGAUGAAUGUGAAAUGGUACUACCGCCAGUCAGAGGUGCCCGACUCCGUCUACCAGCACCUGGUGCAGGAUCGCAACAAUGAGAACGACUCUGGCCGGGAGCUGGUCAUCACGGAUCCAGUGGUCAGGAGUCGAGAACUCUUUAUCUCGGACUACGUGGACACUUAUCACGCUGCUGCUCUCAGGGGGAAAUGCAACAUUUCCCAUUUCUCUGACAUUUUCGCUGCCCGGGAGUUCAAAGCCCGCAUGGACUCCUUUUUCUAUAUCCUUGGAUAUAACCCAGAGACCAGGCGACUAAACAGCACACAGGGGGAAAUCCGAGUGGGACCCAGUCACCAAGCCAAGCUCCCGGAGCUGCAGCCUUUCCCCUCCCCUGGUGGCCAGGCCGUAACCGAGAAUGAGGAGCUGGUCUGGAUGCCAGGGGUCAAUGACUGUGACCUUCUCAUGUACCUCAGAGCUGCAAGGAGCAUGGCUGCCUUCGCAGGGAUGUGUGAUGGAGGCUCAACAGAAGACGGGUGUCUAGCAGCGUCUCGAGAUGACACUACAUUAAACGCACUUAACACUCUUCACGAGAGCAGCUACGACGCCGGCAAGGCUCUGCAGCGUCUGGUGAAAAAGCCGGUACCCAAACUGAUAGAGAAGUGCUGGUCUGAGGAUGAAGUGAAGCGCUUCAUUAAAGGGUUGAGACAGUUCGGCAAAAACUUCUUCAGGAUCCGGAAAGAGCUGCUGCCCAACAAAGAGACGGGAGAGCUGAUUACCUUCUACUACUACUGGAAGAAGACUCCCGAGGCGGCCAGUUGUCGAGCCCACCGCCGACACCGUCGUCAGCCCGUCUUCCGCCGCAUCAAGACACGGACCGCCUCAACUCCCGUCAACACUCCUUCACGCCCGCCGUCGAGCGAGUUCUUGGACCUCAGCUCAGCCAGUGAAGAUGACUUUGACAGUGAAGACAGCGAACAGGAGCUAAAAGGCUACGCCUGCCGCCACUGCUUCACGACCACCUCCAAGGACUGGCACCACGGGGGCCGCGAGAACAUCUUGCUGUGCACCGACUGCCGCAUUCACUUCAAGAAGUACGGUGAGCUGCCCCCCAUCGAGAAGCCCGUGGACCCUCCGCCAUUUAUGUUCAAACCUGUCAAAGAGGAAGAGGAUGGACUCAGCGGGAAGCAUAGCAUGAGGACCCGACGGAACCGAGGCUCGAUGUCGACGCUACGUAGUGGUCGUAAGAAGCAGACAGCCAGUCCCGAUGGCCGAGCCUCACCCACCAACGAGGAUUUGCGCUCUAGCGGACGUACUUCACCCAGCGCAGCCAGCACUGACAGCACCGACAGCAAGACGGACUCCAUGAAGAAGCCGAGCAAAAAGAUUAAAGAGGAAGCUCCUUCACCUAUGAAGAGUGCCAAACGGCAACGGGAGAAAGGAGCUUCAGACACAGAGGAGCCCGAGAGGGCCAACGCCAAAAAGUCCAAGACACAAGAGCUGAGUCGGCCAGACUCGCCUUCAGAAUGCGAGGGAGAAGGAGAGGGAGAGGGCGAGAGCUCUGAUGGGCGGAGCAUCAACGAGGAGCUCAGUAGUGAUCCUAAAGACAUUGAUCAGGACAACCGGAGCUCCUCGCCGAGCAUCCCGAGCCCCCGUGACAAUGAGAGCGACUCGGACUCCUCUGCCCAACAGCAGCAGCUCCUGCAGAGCCAGCACCCUCCAGUCAUCCAGUGUCAACCGGGCACCUCGGCCGCCUCUUCGGCGCCCCCUCCACCCACAACCUCAGCCCCCUCACUGCCUCCGCAGGUUUCCCCUGCCGCAGCCUCCAGCUCUCUACCUCCCCAGCCUCUGCCCCAGGCAAGCCCAAUGUCUCUAAUCCAGUCAGGAGCAUCCCUGCACCCUCAAAGGCUUCCCUCUCCACACUCACCUAUGACUCAGGCUCCGCCUCCUGGCCCCCCAGUUCCGCCUCAGUCAUUACCCAGCCCGCAUCACGGACCCAUGCCUCCCAUGCCUCACCCGUUGCAGCCGGGCCCCUCACACAUGGCUCACCCUCACUCCAUCACCCCUCAGGGAUUCCCUGUGGGUCCGUCUCAGGUCCCGCCCCCGCCGGUCUCUGGCCAAUCACAACAGAGGGCUCACACGCCUCCUUCUCAGUCCCAGUCAUCUUCUCAGAGCGGCGCCCAGCCUCCCAGAGAGCAGCCCUUGCCCCCCGCACCAAUAUCUAUGCCUCACAUCAAGCCCCCGCCAACUACACCCAUCCCUCAGAUACCCAACCCACAGUCUCACAAACACCCGCCCCACGUAUCGGCACCUCCGUUCCCUCAGAUGCCUUCAAACCUGCCUCCGCCUCCUGCCCUCAAGCCUCUCAGCUCUUUAUCCAACCAUCAUCCUCCAUCAGCACAUCCGCCUCCCCUCCAGCUCAUGCCUCAAGGCCAGCAGCUUCAGCCUCCCCCAGCCCAGCCUCCAGUUCUCACCCAGUCACAGAGCCUCCCACCGUCAGCCAGCCACCAACCUCCUCCAGCUCCUCCUCUGCCACCCUCCGCAGCAGCCUCGCAUCCCAGCGGGCCACCUCAGCAACCUUUCUCAUCUCAUCCUUUCAGUACAGUUCUACCUCCAACCGCCCCUCCCCCAUCAUCAUCAAACUCUAUGCCUGGUUUGCAGCCUCCUUCUUCUUCGGCUCCAUCCUCUUCCAUCUCCAUGCCACUUCCUGCCUCUGUCACCUGUGCUGGCCCGGGCACAGCGGUCCCACCCAUGCACAUCAAAGAGGAGCCUUUGGACGAGUCGGAAGAGCCGGAGAGCCCACCACCCCCGCAGAGAAGCCCCUCCCCGGAGCCUACAGUCGUCAAUACGCCCAGCCAUGCCAGCCAAUCAGCACGGUACGUCUGCCGACAGCCUGCGCAAACAACAGAACAUCAAACAUCUGUAAAAGAGAAAAACAUACACCUGCACAGGUGGCUGUUUAUCAGUAGUCUGCCUGUUCUCUUAUCAGGGGAUAAAGCCUCCAGUUCAUCUCACGAAGGCCGAAUGAGCGAACCUCAGAUGGCCGGCCCCGCCCACAUGCGUCCACCCUUCGACGGUCCCCCCACUACUAUUGCAGCUGUGCCUCCCUACAUUGGCCCCGACACACCCGCCCUACGCACCCUCAGCGAGUAUGCCCGGCCCCACGUCAUGUCGCCCACCAAUCGAAACCACCCGUUCUUUGUGUCACUCAACCCCGCAGACCCGCUGCUAGCUUAUCACAUGCCCAGCUUAUACAACGCCGACCCCGCCAUGCGGGAGCGUGAGCUUCGAGAGCGGGAGAUGCGCGAGAGGGAGAUUCGCGAGAGGGAGCUGAGGGAAAGGAUGAAACCUGGUUUUGAGGUCAAGCCUCCAGAGAUGGACACACUCCAUCCUUCCACAAAUCCCAUGGAACACUUUGCUCGCCACGGGGCCAUCACGUUGCCCCCCAUGGCCGGCCCUCACCCUUUCGCCUCCUUUCAUCCCAGCCUGAACCCAUUAGAGCGUGAGCGGCUAGCCCUCGCGGGGCCUCAGCUGCGCCCAGAAAUGAGCUACCCAGAGAGGCUGGCAGCAGAGAGACUCCACGCAGAGAGGAUGGCAACAGUGGCCAAUGACCCCAUCGCUCGUCUGCAGAUGUUCAAUGUCACGCCGCACCACCACCAGCACUCGCAUAUUCACUCCCAUCUUCACCUCCACCAGCAAGAUCCCUUACACCAAGGUUCCGGCGCUCAUCCGCUGGCAGUAGAUCCCCUGGCCGGACCUCACCUGGCACGCUUCCCUUACCCACCCGGCGCCAUCCCCAACCCUCUCCUGGGCCAGCCGCCGCACGAACACGAGAUGCUGCGACACCCAGUUUUUGGUACUCCAUACCCACGGGACCUACCAGCAGGUAUUCCACCAACUAUGUCGGCGGCCCACCAGCUGCAGGCCAUGCACGCCCAGUCGGCCGAGCUCCAGAGGCUAGCCAUGGAGCAGCAGUGGCUGCAUGGGCACCAUCACAUGCACGGAGGACCACUGCCUGGCCAGGAGGACUACUACAGUCGACUGAAGAAGGAGAGCGACAAGCAGCUGUAACGAGCCGAGGGAGGCGGCGACUGACAGGUGCAGGACACAGGAAGUUGUUACAGAGCAGUCUCAAAGAGGCUCUUCAGGAUCCUCUGAACACUUUCAGUUUUGACGAACAGAAAAAGCCAAGUGAAUCGUCUGAGAUUUCUCCUGAGAUUUCUGUUUUCGUUCAUGUCGAGGACCUUUUUUUCUUUUCUUUUCUUUUAAUUAUUAUUUUCCAAGACAUUGACUUUCUUUGGUAUAUAGCCAGUAGUGACAACAUCCUCAAGACUCCUGCAUGACAAGCUUCCCUGAUGUUUUUUUUUUUUUGUAGGUGCUAGAACAAGACACUGUGCUUAUUACAAAACAAACAAACAAACAAAAAAAAAAAA
Molecule: messenger RNA, 5565 nt
Organism: Neolamprologus brichardi
Lineage: Eukaryota; Metazoa; Chordata; Actinopteri; Cichliformes; Cichlidae
Source: RefSeq, a predicted model, not a curated record